ACCUAACUAAUAAAUGCCAUUGUAUGCUUAUGCUACAAAUACAAGUUUUUCAAUUGAACUCGCAAUUAACGUAAAUUUCACCAACAUGCAACAUCUUAUAAAUUCGUCAAAUACUUAUUUUUUGUAAAAUGAUUUGUCAAAAAUAACUAACAGUAGUGUUUCUAAAAAAGAUAUCGAAUCAAAUGCAGUAGUAGUUCCAACCAACUAUCAAUCAGUUCGUCGGUCAUUUUCAACCUUAGGAACUCCAAACGUCGUCGUUUCCUAUCACAUCCUCAUCUUCUUGACUGUUGAAGAUUCCUCACAAUCUGCUGUCUCAUAUCUUACUGACAAUUCCCCAUCCCAUUUAGAUCUCCACUCCCAGUUUCUUCUUAAACUCCCUCAAAAAAUCUCUCACAUUCUACAUUUAUAGAUGAAGAAGAUCCACAUUCUCUUCUCUUUCUCCACUCUCCUCGUCGCUAUCCAAACCCCGAUGUUCUUUCUCUCAGCAACGCCAUUUUCCGUUCCAAAAUCGAACGGCACUCAAAUCCUCGUCUUGCCCCUAAAAACUCAAGAAUUCCCAUCAUGUCCAAGCAAGCUCCCCUUCACACACAACGUCACGCUCACCGUUUCAUUGGCUGUGGGCACUCCCCCACAGAACGUUACCAUGGUCCUCGACACAGGCAGCGAGCUCUCCUGGCUGCAGUGCAACACCACCCGGAGGGACCGACCCGCUUUCGACCCGGUCCGAUCCAUGUCCUACACUCCCGUUGCCUGCUCCUCCCCCACUUGCACCACCCAAACCCAGGAUUUCUCCAUACCCGCCUCGUGCGAUGCCAAGAACCUCUGCCACGCCGUCCUCUCCUACGCCGACGCCUCGUCUUCGGAGGGGAAUCUGGCCAUGGACAACUUCACCAUUGUCGGGUCGAAGUUCCCGGGUACGAUAUUCGGGUGCAUGGAUUCGGGUUUCAGCAGCAAUGCGGAGGAGGAUUCGAAGACGACCGGGCUGAUGGGCAUGAACCGCGGGUCGCUCUCGUUCAUCUCGCAAAUGGGUUUUAAGAAGUUCUCGUAUUGCAUUUCGGGUUCGGACUUUUCGGGUAUUUUGCUAUUCGGCGAGUCCAAUUUCACGUGGCUUUUGCCCUUGAAUUACACCCCUCUGAUCCAGAUUUCUACCCCUCUGCCCUACUUCAACAGAGUGGCUUACACUGUCCAGCUCGAGGGCAUUAAGGUCUCGGAGAAUAUGUUGCAACUGCCGAAAUCCGUAUUCGAACCCGACCACACCGGGGCGGGUCAGACCAUGGUGGACUCGGGCACCCAGUUCACAUUCCUUCUGGGGGCGGCGUACAACGCGUUGAAGAACGAGUUCGUGAAGCAGACCGAGGGCGUGCUGCGGGUGUUGGAGGAUCCGGAUUUCGUGUUCCAAGGGGCGUUCGAUUUGUGUUUCAGGGUGGGGCUGAACUCGACGGGCGUGCCCGAAUUGCCGGCCGUGAGUUUGGUGUUCCGGGGCGCCCAGAUAAGCGUGUCGGGCGCUCACCUGCUGUACCGGGUCCCGGGCGAGAUCCGAGGGGGCGAUGCAGUGCAUUGCUUCACGUUCGGGAACUCGGAGCUACUGGGGAUGGAGGCGUACAUCAUAGGGCAUCAUCAUCAGCAGAAUGUGUGGAUGGAGUUCGAUUUGCAGAAAUCCAGAAUCGGAGUGGCGCAAGUGCGCUGCGAUGUGGCCGCCCAAAGAUUCGGCCUUCGUCCUUAAAUUUAGUUUCUGCAACUAUACCAUCUCCAUUGCUCAUUCAAUCAUUGUCCUUUUCAUAUUAUUGCCUUCAUAACUUCUUUUCGACUAACCACUGUACAUUGCAUUUAUUCUCCUGCUCAAUAUUUAUAGGGAAAUAAAUUCAUGGUCCCCAGUUUUUUCGUUGGAUC
This is a messenger RNA of Salvia miltiorrhiza (redroot sage), 1890 nucleotides long. Its product is annotated as aspartic proteinase PCS1-like. Gene Ontology annotation, biological process: proteolysis. The record is from RefSeq and is a predicted model, not a curated record. NCBI's taxonomy places the organism in Eukaryota, Viridiplantae, Streptophyta, Magnoliopsida, Lamiales, Lamiaceae. Bases 410 to 1723 code for a protein of 437 amino acids. The transcript has a single exon. Gene Ontology annotation, molecular function: aspartic-type endopeptidase activity.